Messenger RNA from Paramuricea clavata, 792 nucleotides. Lineage: Eukaryota; Metazoa; Cnidaria; Anthozoa; Malacalcyonacea; Plexauridae. The record is from the annotation of a GenBank genome assembly.
AUGGCUGGCAAGAGAGAAAGAGGUUGCAUCAGAACAGAUAUCCUUCCAAGCCAGAUGAAGCAGGACAAGGCAGAUGUUGACAAAAUUGUGGAAACAACAAACAGUAUGAUCAAUCCCUUCGAGUAUGAGGAAGAAGAAUUGCUGCACAUCACAUCUGGUACAGUAGCUACUGAAGAAGUUGAAAAAGAUUUACAGUCUGCCUAUGAUAGAGGAGAAGCUGCAUUCAUUGCUAUUUGUAAAGAACGUCUUCAAACACGGGAAGUGGACUUGCUCACAACCAUGAAGAAACUGAAGCUGAAGACGUUUACCAGUAUGUCCAAAACUACAAAGAGUAAAGUCCAUGGAAAGGAGGUCUCGCUAAAGGCAGACAGAAAUCUUCUAGCUAGACUAGACGUUAUUGGACACAUCCGCAAGGUAGACCUGCAAGAACUGUUAUCAUACUCCUUGGGACCAGUACCUUUAGCAUUGUGUACACCACUUGGAUGUCUUGUUAAAACUAACAAGGCUAAGAUGCUAUAUAGUCUGGAAAGUCAACCGGAAAAAGCGAUCGUAGAAAUUCCAAGAGGGGGUAUCUUUGUAGUGGAUUCAAUGGCAAAGAUCGAGAAGGUGGAUGUAAAGAAACUCCCAGGUGAAAGAACUUUCCUUAACCUUGCACAUGUGCUACUGAGACGCAUAGUUAAUCUGGCAAGAGGGAAUGGAUCGAAUGAAAUUCACUUCGUUGAAGACACCUACAGAGACCAGUCGAUAAAAAAUGCAGAAAGGGCUAAAAGGGCUGUUGGGGUUCGCAGGUGA